UUCAUUCACAAAAUUUACAUAAGAUCCUCCAAAGUCCAACACCCAACAACCCCUUUGUCACCGGCGCCAUUAAAGCCUUCUCUCAACGUGCACUGCUGCCUCUUCAAAAAUAAAAAAUAAAAAUAAAUAAAAAAAAACCUUUAGAGAGAGAGAGGGAGAGAGAGAUGGGGAAGGAUAAGUCUUCAUUGGAAGAUUUGAUAGAGAAGGCAGGAGGUUGUGCUGUGGUUGAUGGAGGAUUCGCUACACAGCUUGAGAGGCAUGGUGCUGUCAUCAAUGACCCUCUUUGGAGUGCCCUCUGUCUCAUCAAAGACCCUCAUCUUAUCAAGCAGGUCCACUUGGAAUACUUGGAGGCUGGUGCUGAUAUUUUGGUCACUUCAUCUUACCAGGCCACCCUGCCCGGAUUUCUGUCCAGAGGACUUUCGAUCGAAGAAGGGGAGUCAUUAUUAGAGAAGAGUGUCAAGUUGGCUGUUGAAGCUCGGGAUAGUUUUUGGAAUUCAUUGGAAAGGACUCCUGGACAUUGCUAUAACAGGGCUUUGGUUGCAGCCUCCAUUGGAAGCUAUGGAGCUUAUCUUGCUGAUGGUUCGGAGUACAGUGGGUGUUAUGGCCUGGAUGUGAAUUUGGAUAAGCUGAAGGAUUUCCACCGGCGCAGAUUGCAAGUAUUAGUGGAAGCAGGUCCGGAUUUACUUGCCUUUGAGACUAUUCCCAAUAAAAUUGAAGCUCAGGCCUGUGUUGAGUUGCUUGAAGAAGAGAACAUUGAAGUUCCAUCUUGGAUCUGUUUUAGCUCUGUAGAUGGUGAGAAUGCCCCAUCAGGAGAGAGUUUUAAGGAGUGCCUGGAUAUAAUAAAUAAGAGCAACAAGGUGCAUGCAAUUGGAAUAAACUGUGCACCUCCCCAUUUUAUUGAAACCCUUAUCCACAAAUUUAAGGAGUUAACCAAGAAGGCAAUAAUUGUAUACCCUAAUAGUGGUGAGGUAUGGGAUGGCAGAGCUAAGAGAUGGCUGCCAUCAAAAUGUUUUGGUGAUGACAAAUUUGAAGUUUUUGCAACAAGAUGGCGCAACUCAGGAGCUAGACUCGUUGGAGGCUGUUGUCGGACAACACCUUCCACCAUUCUAGCCAUUUCAAAGGUUUUGAAAGAAAGUUCCUAAGCAAAGGAGAUAGCUAGGCAGUUGAUUUCAUUCUUUCAACUUCCACCAAGUGGCUUUACUUUUCUGAGUUGUUUCCAUUGAAUUUGUUUUACCUCAUAUUUUUACUCAUUAAAAGAAUGGAGAGAGAGAGAGAGAAGAUCAAGAAUAUCAUCAGUUUUUAAUCUUAGAGAUUAUGCAUCCCAUUACUAUUUGCGAAAUGAACUACAAAAGAAAUUACAUUUCGUUUCUAGAGCAAAUUUUGUACUUAAAUGACGAUGAAAAACUAGUGUGGUCAUUUAGUGUAAUCAAUAUUAAAUACUUACUGGGCUUCAUCA
Molecule: messenger RNA, 1456 nt
Organism: Quercus lobata
Lineage: Eukaryota; Viridiplantae; Streptophyta; Magnoliopsida; Fagales; Fagaceae
Gene: HMT-1
Product: Homocysteine S-methyltransferase family protein
Exons: 7
Coding region: 165-1142 (325 amino acids)
Biological process (GO): S-methylmethionine cycle
Molecular function (GO): S-adenosylmethionine-homocysteine S-methyltransferase activity; zinc ion binding
Source: RefSeq, a predicted model, not a curated record